Mandrillus leucophaeus (drill) is the source of this 1219-nucleotide messenger RNA. RefSeq names its product interferon lambda-4-like. The record is from RefSeq and is a predicted model, not a curated record. The transcript has 3 exons. NCBI's taxonomy places the organism in Eukaryota, Metazoa, Chordata, Mammalia, Primates, Cercopithecidae. Gene Ontology annotation, biological process: defense response to virus; innate immune response; positive regulation of immune response. The coding region runs from base 276 to 599 and encodes 107 amino acids. Gene Ontology annotation, molecular function: cytokine activity.
GUUGCCCGAGUGGAGACUGCUCUGGACACCUCCCAGGGGACAGUGGACGGCAGCACCUGCUGCAGCACGAGGCGCAGAGGGUGCACUGCAGAGAGGAGUGAGGGCAGAGGCCAAGGCGAGGAGGGGGCCGGCUCCCGCUCUCUCCCCCUGUGUGUGCUGCGCCUUCAGGCUCCGAGCAUCGCCUCCCCUGCGAGCCUAACCCAAGGCGGGGGUCUGGACGCGCGGGACCCUCUCUUUGGCUUCCCUGACGUCUCUCGCCUGCUGCAGAAGCAGAGAUGCGGCCGAGUGUCUGGGCCGUGGUGGCCGCCGGGCUGUGGGUCCUGUGCACGGUGGUCACAGCGGCCCCCCGGCGCUGCCUGCUCUCGCGCUACCGCUCGCUGGAGCCCUGGACCCUGGCGGCGGUCAAGGGGCUAAGGGUCUGCUACCUCGAGCUGUCACGACCAGGCUUCUCCAGGAAGGUCCCCGGGGCCCCGAGGAGGCGUCACAAACCGCGGAGAGCUGACUCGCCUCGGUGUCGCGAAGUCAGCGUGGUCUUCAACCUCCUGCGCCUGCUCACGUGGGAGCUCCGACUGGUUGCGCACUCCGGGCCUUGCCUCUGACCCCGCCCCCUCCGGCACCACCUAAACCUCCACGCCAUUGGCUGCCGAAAGCGGCUCCUGUCGCCCAUUGGAGUGACCACACAAGGCUCUCAGCCAAUGGGUGCUGAGGCACGAGAACUUCUUUGCAGCUUUGGGCCUGACUUGGAUCCACUGUCUCAGAUACAAGAUGAGUGGGUCCUUCUACAGGGAAAAGAGUGCAGUUCUCCAGGAAGCAGCGAUAUUUCCUCGGGGUAUAUUGUACUACCCUCCAAGGGUUGCUAUGACAGAAAGAGACUUGAGCUCUGGAAACCGUUGCUGACCCCCAAGCAACAGGGACCAGUUCCUCCUUGUGUGGUUACCAGGACACCCCCAACACCAGGUCCUAACCCCGGAUUUGUAGCCCCACAGUCAGCUUUGAGAUUCUGUGAAUCUGUGACUCUUGGAUCAGGCAUCUAAGGGACACCAAUCCAUGAGGGAUUUGGUAGUGAAAGGCCCAAGAGUCCUUAACUGGCUGUGGUUCUUUGGAUUCCCUAACGUGUGUUGUUUGUAUUUGUGAAAUUCCUGUGUAUUUGCUUUUCUUGUCUCCUGGUUUAAAUUUAUUGCCAAUUAUUAAAGAGCGUUUUGAUUGCAUUGGUUGUUUU